AUGUCGUCCCCACAGCUAAACAGAUAUUGGAUACCGCACCUCGACAUCCAUAAACGAAUCAUCACACAAGAGUUGCCCUUUUAUUUAGGACCCGACGCGACGGUGAGACCAUACACUCGCGAAGGGGAAGAUGGUUUUCUUAUCACGACACCAGGAGGAUGUCUGACAGAUGAGCAAAUCGACGACAUCUGCUUGAAAUCGAAGGAUAUGUGGGAGAAACAAGCGGCAGCAAGAGCGACACAGAACCCCGACAAGCCAUUGAAACGACCUCUACACCAGCCUGUAUUGAUCUCUUCAGGUGCCGGAGAGGGGUCAAAGCGACGAGGCGGUGACCGCAAAGGCCAUGAUUCCCGGCGACCCUAUAGUGACCGGAAAAGGGGCGAGGGAUCUCGGAACUGA
Molecule: messenger RNA, 399 nt
Organism: Pseudomassariella vexata
Lineage: Eukaryota; Fungi; Ascomycota; Sordariomycetes; Amphisphaeriales; Pseudomassariaceae
Exons: 3
Coding region: 1-399 (132 amino acids)
Source: RefSeq, a predicted model, not a curated record